Messenger RNA from Symbiodinium natans, 2979 nucleotides. Lineage: Eukaryota; Dinophyceae; Suessiales; Symbiodiniaceae. The record is from the annotation of a GenBank genome assembly.
AUGCAUUCGACCUUACAGGUGCGAGAUCGCAGAAACCAGGGCUUCGUCAUUUCUGGCGAGAGCGGCGCCGGAAAGACGGAGACGGCCAAGAUCGUGAUGGAGUACUUGGGCUAUGUUUCUGGAUCUUCCAACGAGAUGACGGCGCAAAUCCAGCGAAGAGUGCUGCAAGCACAGCCCAUUCUGGAGUCCUUCGGGAACGCCGUUACCAUGAGGAACAACAACUCCUCCCGCUUUGGAAAGUACAACCGCAUCUUCUUCGACGAGUCCGGCGCGCUCGUCAGUGCUUCCGUGACCACCUACCUGCUGGAGAGCUCGAGGGUUGUCUCGCACGGCAAGCACGAGCGCACCUAUCACUGCUUCUACGAGAUGCUUAGUGGGCUGGCCGAUGAGGAGCUGACAAAGCUGCAGCUGGAUCGGAACGAGCCCUACCUCCUCCUGCAUGGAGAGGAGGUCGAAGAUGAAGAUGAUGACUGGCAUGCUCAGUUUGAGGACCGCGACCAGAAGCACUUCGACCGGCUUUGGUUCGCAUUGGCCGAGGUCGGCUUCAGUGAGCAGGACAUCAAUGCCAUCUUCCAGGUGCUGGCCGGCCUGGUCCACCUCGGGGACCUCUCGGACGCGGAGCGGGACGAAGAAGACGUGACGUCCGUUGUGGAGCUCGACGAUGAGAUUCUGGAGAAGGCGUCCCGUCUACUCGGCUUGGAUGACGAGGAGCUGGGCAUGGCGUUGCAGCGUCGGAAGGUGCGGGUGAAGCAUCCGGGCCGGGAAUCUAUCACGGAGGUCCCCCGGACCACCUCGCAGUUUCGGCACGCCCUCCACAGCCUCAUCAAAGCGCUGUACAAGCGGCUCUUCGAGCGGCUGGUGCAGCGCAUCAACAGUUCCUUUCGUGAGCUAUGCCCGCGUGAACGUUGUGAGGAAGAGCCCUGGUGUGAGAUUGGCAUCCUGGACAUCUACGGAUUCGAGCGCCUGGAGCGCAAUUCCUUUGAGCAGCUCUGCAUCAACCUGGCAAACGAGCGGCUCCAACAAUAUUUUGUGGAGAACGUCCUGGUGGCAGAGCAGGCCCUCUACCGUCGGGAGGGCCUCUCAUGGCAAGGCCUUGCGGUACCGGAUGCGACGCCCGUCGUCUCCGCUAUCCUCCAGACCUUCCGGACACUUGAUGAGUACAGCCAGCAGCUCGCAAUGGGCUUCGAGCGCAUGUCAGAUGAGGGCUUCUGCCAGAAAACCGUGGAGGACGCUUCGAAGGACCUCCGUCGGCGGGAUGUUCUGAGGCAGCUCAAGCUGUCCAACCGCCGCGGCAGCGGCUCUCAUCUUUCCGUGAGCGAGGGCUUCCUGGUGAAGCACUAUGCCGGCUGGGUGGAGUACACCACCAAGGGCUGGUUGGACAAGAACAACGACCGCCUGCUCCCGGAGUGUGAGGAGCUGAUCUGUGACUCGUUCUUGCCUUUUGUGGCUUCCCUGGGCGAGGAGGACCCGGGCAAGGUGCCCUUCCGGUCCAUCAGCAAGAAGUAUUGCACUGACCUGGAGUGCCUCCUCGAAACGCUGAACACCUGCCAGCUCCACUACAUACGUUGCUUCAAGCCGAAUGGUGUGCAGGAGCCGGGCAUCUUUGACCAGAGCCUCGUGCUGGAUCAGAUCAUCCAGUGCGGUACCAUCGAGCUGGUCCGGAUCAUGCACGACGGGUAUCCCAACCGCUGUCCCUUCGACGAGAUCCUGGGCCGCUUCAGGAGCCUCUUGCCGGAGAGCUUCCAGCGCUACGGCAUGCGCACGUUCAUCGAGGCCCUGAUGUUGGCCUACGACGUGCCGAACGAGGACUGGGCGCUGGGGGUGUCGCGGCUCUUCCUGAAGGCCGGCCGUCUCAAAGCCUUGGAGGACCUGCGCUCGGAAGGCGCCGUCCCAGAUCCAGAAGUUCUCCAGCGAAUCGCCAAGGGCAUCGUGCGGAAGAGGUGGAUCCGGGCAAUCCACGCGGUGCAGCUGUGCCUCUACCUGCCGAAGCUGCUCGAAGAGAUCCGCGCUGUUCGGGCCUCUGCAGCGCUCGCCACCUCCGCACUGCUCAUCGGCCGGCUGCAGCCGCUGCUCACAACGGCCAGGGAGCGCCUCGUCCAGCGCCGGCUCCGCGCGCGGAGGCGGCUGCGGGCAGCGGCCUGCGCCGUGCGCCUGGCGAUGCGGAUCAUGGCCGAGGUGCGCCUGCAGCGCAUGCAGAAAGCCAUGCGGAAAUGGUGGCUACUGCGCUCAAGGUUGGAGACGUGGCUGACAGACAGGGCCGAGGCUCUCCUGGAGGAGGAGGAGCGUCGCAGGGAGGAGGAGCAGCAAAGGGCAGAGGAGGAAGAGCGCCAGCGAGUUGAAGAGGAGCUGCGCAGAGCAGAGGAAGAAGAGCUCCGCCGGGCGCAGGAAGAGGCGCAGCGCCAGGCAGAGGAGGAAGAGCUUCGCAGGGCUCAGGAAGAGCAGCUUCGGAGAGCAGAGGAGGAGAGGCUCCGCAGGUUGCAGGAAGAGCUGCUUCGCCAGGCAGAGGAGGAGGAGCUUCGCAGGGUGGAGGAAGAGCUUCGCAUGGCGGAGGACCAGGAGCGGGAGCGAGAAAGAGAAUUGGAGCGCCAGAGACACGCAGCAGAGCUCCAGCACCAGCAGGAGCGUGCGCGAGCGCGCAUGGAAGCGGAAGAAGCGCUCCGUCUUCGAGAGGAGCAGUUGCUUCAAGCGCGCGAGGAACCCGGAGACCGGUCCUCUUCAGAGCCCCUGGAGUCGGAGCCGGAGACGCCCCGGGAAGGGGAUGCCGGCCUCGAUCAUGAGAACGAGGCAUCCGAGGAGCCAGAGGAGGAGCACCAGGAAGACGAGGAAGAGGAGGAGGAGGAGGAGGAAGAAGAGGAGGAGGAAGUGGAGGAAGAGACAGAGGAGGAGCAAGGAGACAGGAGUGAAGCUCGCGAGGCGCGGACGAGGGAAGAGCGCCAGACGUUUCCGGAUGCAAAGCACGCUGGGGAGGAGAGGGAAUGA